AUGUGAAUCAAUCCCAUGAUGCAACAUGUCUCCCCAGCGCCAUCUCUGACAAUGAUGGCCACACAGACUGUACCCCCUCCCCCUUAUCAAGAACCCCAACAGAUGACUGCCACAGCCCAGCAGCCGUCAAAAGCACAGCCGGUGCACGUCACCACACCCUCGGCAGCAGCCAAUGCUCCCCUACCCAGCACCCCGAUCGACCCUCAGGCACAGCUGGAGGCUGACAAGAGAGCCGUCUACAGGCAUCCUCUUUUCCCCCUCCUGACACUGCUAUUUGAGAAAUGCGAGCAAGCGACCCAGGGCUCGGAAUGCAUCACCUCUGCCAGCUUUGAUGUUGACAUUGAGAACUUCGUACACCAGCAAGAGCAGGAGCACAAACCAUUCUUCAGUGACGAUCCUGAGCUGGACAACUUGAUGGUGAAAGCUAUUCAGGUCCUGCGGAUUCAUCUCUUGGAGUUGGAGAAAGUGAAUGAAUUGUGCAAAGACUUUUGUAACCGUUACAUCACCUGCCUCAAAACUAAGAUGCACAGCGACAACCUUCUCAGGAAUGACCUUGGGGGACCUUACUCCCCGAAUCAGUCCUCCAUUAACCUACACACGCAGGAUAUGUUGCAAAAUUCUCCCAACUCCAUGACAGCCCUACCUGGCAACCCCCAAGGAAUUGUGGUACCUGCCUCAGCACUGCAGCAGGGGAAUAUCUCCAUGGCAACAGUCAACUCACAAGUUGUGACAGGUGGAGCCCUUUACCAGCCUGUAACUAUGGUAACAUCUCAGGGCCAGGUGCUAACCCAAGCAAUUCCUCAGGGGGCUAUUCAGAUCCAGAAUGCACAGGUUAACCUGGACCUGACCACUCUUCUUGACAGUGAAGAUAAAAAGUCAAAGAACAAACGAGGAGUCCUCCCAAAACAUGCUACCAAUAUUAUGCGCUCCUGGCUUUUUCAGCAUCUCAUGCACCCCUAUCCAACAGAGGAUGAGAAGAGGCAAAUAGCAGCACAGACAAAUCUCACACUGUUGCAAGUCAACAACUGGUUUAUCAAUGCCCGGCGGCGUAUCCUGCAACCUAUGCUUGAUGCAAGCAAUCCAGAUCCAGCCCCUAAAGCCAAGAAAAUCAAAUCUCAGCACCGGCCAACCCAGAGAUUCUGGCCCAACUCCAUUGCCGCUGGGGUUCUGCAGCAACAAGGAGGCAACCCUGGGACUAACCCCGAUGGCUCCAUCAACAUGGAUAACCUCCAAAGCCUCUCUUCCGAUAACGCCACCAUCGCUAUGCAGCAAGCCAUGAUGGCGGGUCACGAUGACUCACUCGAUGGGACGGAAGAUGAGGAGGAAGAUGAAAUAGAAGAGGAGGAGGAGGAAGAAGAAGAGGAGGAGGAGGAACUGGAAGAGGAUCCCGAGGAGCUCCAGACAACUAACGUCAGCGACCUUGGCCUGGAGCACAGUGACUCGCUUGAAUAGAGGAUUAUAGCCAAUGGUGGAACGGUCGCUGACUGGGAAACUGUUGAACCUGCUUGUGAAACUCAUUGGCCUGAAUUGUAGAGAGCGCCUGAACGUUUGAUGAGCACAUCCCUUUAACAAUAUGAUUCAACCACAGUACCCUUUCUUGAAGGUCCUACUUGACCUGCAUUAAACUGCAGGGAUGGACGUGAAAGCACACUGGACAUCUGUCAAGCGUGCAAGCCGGUUAUUUAAGUGAAGGACACACGUUUACAAGGAACAUAUUGUGACUAGUUUCUUCCCCACUCUCUCCCGCCUUUGUUUUUGAUAACCACCACAACAAAAGUGUUUUUAGAGUAAGCUGUUUUCUGUAUGACUGAAUGUUUUAUGGAAGUUCUAAUUCAAUGCCCCUUUUUUUUGGUGACAUGCAGUUCAGAGGCAUGGCUGUUUUCAUUUCCACUGCUUUUAUGAGAGAUUUAUAGAUGCAAAAAAAGAAGAAGAAGAAAAGAUCAGUGGUUUUUACAAAAGAAAAAGAAAAACUAGAAAGGAAUGAUUUAUAGAAAUGUAGGUGGGGGGCGGGAAAUAUCAAACAUUUGCAAAUGGGCAGAAAUUCGGCGAAGGAGCAAGUGAGCGUUGAACGCCCUUUGCAAGUGGGAUGUCUUGUGAGUUUUGCAGAUACGGAAUCCAUAUGGACUCAGGUGAUAGGUCUGUGCUUUGCAAUCGACGUGGCAAAUAGGCAACACCCUGUGAUCGAAAUCCCUUUUAGAGAAGAGUCACAUUUGCUUUCUGAGUGGAGCCUUGUGGCAUUUUAAUAUCCCAAGUUGGUGUAGCAUGUGAUAUUAGCCAACCAGAAGGAAUGUUUAGAGGCUCACCAGUACAGAAGUCGUAAUGAUGGCUUUAUGCUUUGCUUGUAGGUUCAGGUUUCUAACAUUCGCCGAGCAGGAAGGAAUCGGUGGCGGAGAGAAUCCCCGUAUUUUCAAACAGAGAUAAGCAGAAGAGCUGUCCAAUGGGAUGCAGGAAAUCACAUUUUCACAAUCCUUGUUUCUCAGGAACUCCUCUCCUGCCUUUUAGGUUGCUUUCCAGUCCACAAACUCUCACAUUUAAAAAGCCUACAAAAUCAACAUUCAACCAGACGUAUUAUGGACACUUAAGGAAUGGGCUUUGCAAUCAUGUUCAAUCGCUGCUAAUCAUAGGUUAAGCCUACAAACAGAGGUUGAUUUAAAUUUCCAUGUGUGGACAUUAUCCCAGUGCAGUGAGCUCAUGGCCUACAACGGAGCAUGAAAAGUAGAUGUGGGGUCCCCCAACAUUUUGCAAGCUGUGAGUGAUUUGGGAUUCUGAAAUUAAAGGAGGAAAACGCUCGAGAACAGCUACUGGUGGGCAAGCUGCCCAUAGACAGAGUGUCAGAAGAUCUCUGACACAGUAGGGGCAUAACCUUUCGUGAAACACUGAUUUACCAGAAUGCCAUCUGCCACCCCCAUCCUAAGAGAGAUGAUGUCUACAAUAACCCAUUUAUGUUUAUCUCUGGAAGUAAGGCAUCCUUCCAAACAAGACACUGAGUAACAGCCGCCCAUCGUGUGCUAAGAAUGUUAAAGGGCCCACACAGGCUUACUUAGAAAUGCAAAUGUUGCUGGUGGCUUCGCUUUGCAUCGUGACGGUUCUUAAUAUUAUUUUUUUUAAGUAAAACAAGACAGGUAGUGUAAGAGCUUAACAGGAACCCAGGGGAGAAUCAGGAGAUGUUUUCCAUCUGGCUGCAGACAUUUUUUUUUUAAAAGAUGACUAUAGUAUCCAUCGGUAUUGGGAAUAGUUGACCCUGAACCCUUCUUUUUGUGGGAAUGUUUUUGAGCAAUUUCCACCAGGCAGCUCUACAUAAACACUGGCCUUAAGAAUGCUUUUGUGUGUGUGUCUAAUGCAGUUUCCUCCCUUUAAAAAGCCACAAGUUCAAGAAACAGAUGUGUUCAUGUAGAUGGACAAUCCUAGAAAUAUCAUUACAAAAGGCUCAAUCAGUUGAGUGAAAGACAAACGAUCUUCCUGUCCGCAUCACCUCCAACCACAGGUGCAGUUCCAAAUAUAACCCACAAAGGAAUCUGUGCAUGAAGCUAGUCCUUAUUGCUUCUGCCACACACCAAAAAAAAAAAAAAAAAAACCAACAACCCACAUGGCUGCUGUCUUUUCUUUCAGGAAGGCAUGGAGAAUUGCCUGCUAGAGAAAUGAUGCUUCUAAUAGGCAAAA
Molecule: messenger RNA, 3660 nt
Organism: Thamnophis elegans (Western terrestrial garter snake)
Lineage: Eukaryota; Metazoa; Chordata; Lepidosauria; Squamata; Natricidae
Gene: PKNOX2
Product: PBX/knotted 1 homeobox 2
Exons: 10
Coding region: 16-1452 (478 amino acids)
Biological process (GO): regulation of transcription by RNA polymerase II
Molecular function (GO): RNA polymerase II cis-regulatory region sequence-specific DNA binding; DNA-binding transcription factor activity, RNA polymerase II-specific
Source: RefSeq, a predicted model, not a curated record